Molecule: messenger RNA, 3397 nt
Organism: Manis javanica (Malayan pangolin)
Lineage: Eukaryota; Metazoa; Chordata; Mammalia; Pholidota; Manidae
Source: RefSeq, a predicted model, not a curated record
UCCCCCGCCGCCAGCAUGAUCGCCGCGCAGCUCCUGGCCUAUUACUUCACCGAGCUGAAGGAUGACCAAGUCAAAAAGAUUGACAAGUAUCUCUAUGCCAUGAGGCUCUCCGAUGAAACUCUGAUAGAUAUCAUGACUCGUUUCAAGAAGGAAAUGAAGAAUGGCCUCUCCCGGGAUUUUAACCCAACAGCCACGGUGAAGAUGUUACCAACAUUUGUAAGGUCCAUUCCUGAUGGUUCAGAAAAGGGAGAUUUCAUUGCCCUGGAUCUUGGCGGGUCUUUCUUUCGAAUUCUGCGGGUGCAAGUGAAUCAUGAGAAAAACCAGAAUGUUCACAUGGAGUCUGAGAUUUAUGACACCCCGGAGAACAUCGUGCAAGGCAGUGGAAGCCAGCUUUUUGAUCAUGUUGCCGAGUGCCUGGGAGACUUCAUGGAGAAAAAGAAAAUCAAGGACAAGAAAUUGCCUGUGGGAUUCACAUUUUCUUUCCCUUGUCGGCAAUCCAAGAUAGAUGAGGCCAUCCUGAUCACUUGGACAAAGAAAUUUAAAGCAAGUGGAGUGGAGGGAGCAGAUGUGGUGAAGCUGCUCAGCAAAGCCAUCAAAAAGCGUGGGGACUAUGACGCCAGCAUUGUGGCUGUGGUGAAUGACACAGUGGGGACCAUGAUGACAUGUGCAUAUGACGACCAACAGUGUGAAGUUGGCCUCAUCAUUGGCACUGGCACGAAUGCUUGCUAUAUGGAGGAACUGAGAUACAUAGACCUGGUGGAGGGCGACGAGGGGAGGAUGUGCAUCAACACGGAGUGGGGGGCCUUUGGGGACGAUGGAGCCCUGGAAGACAUCCGCACCGAGUUCGACCGGGAGAUAGACCGGGGGUCUCUCAACCCCGGAAAACAGCUGUUUGAGAAGAUGGUCAGUGGCAUGUACCUGGGGGAGCUGGUUCGACUGAUCCUGGUCAAGAUGGCCAAGGAAGGCCUCUUAUUUGAAGGGCGGAUCACCCCAGAGCUACUCACGAGAGGAAAGUUUAACACCAGUGAUGUGUCAGCCAUUGAAAAGAAGAUGGAAUUAAAAUGUGGAGAAAGAAAAAAAAUGUGGAGAAAGAAAAGAAGGGGUCCCAGAGGUCCCCGACAGAUGGCUCAAUCCAACUGUGAUGCACCCCCUUCCCUCCCACCAUCCUCCAGGUAUUCCCGGCGUUUCCACAAGACUCUGAGGCGCUUGGUGCCUGACUCUGAUGUGCGUUUCCUCCUCUCGGAGAGUGGCAGUGGCAAGGGGGCCGCCAUGGUGACCGCGGUGGCCUACCGCCUGGCCGAGCAGCACCGGCAGAUAGAGGAGACCCUGGCCCACUUCCGCCUCACCAAGGAGAUGCUGCUGGAGGUGAAGAGGAGGAUGCGGGCCGAGAUGGAUUUGGGGCUGAAGAAGCAGACACACGAAAAGGCAGCAGUCAAGAUGUUGCCCUCCUUCGUCCGAAGCACUCCAGAUGGGACCGAGCACGGUGACUUCUUGGCCCUGGAUCUUGGAGGAACGAACUUCCGUGUCCUACUGGUGAAAAUCCGUAGUGGGAAAAAGAGGAUGGUGGAAAUGCACAACAAGAUCUAUGCCAUUCCCACUGAAAUCAUGCAGGGCACUGGGGAAGAGCUGUUUGACCACAUCGUCUCCUGCAUCUCUGACUUCCUGGACUACAUGGGGAUCAAAGGCCCCAGAAUGCCUCUGGGCUUCACCUUCUCAUUCCCCUGCAAGCAGACGAGCUUGGAUGCGGGCAUCUUGAUCACCUGGACGAAGGGUUUUAAGGCAACCGACUGUGUGGGCCAUGAUGUAGUGACUUUACUAAGGGAUGCUGUAAAAAGAAGAGAGGAAUUCGACCUGGAUGUGGUGGCUGUGGUCAACGACACGGUGGGCACCAUGAUGACCUGUGCUUAUGAGGAGCCCACCUGUGAGGUUGGCCUCAUCGUAGGGACCGGCAGCAAUGCCUGCUACAUGGAAGAGAUGAGGAACGUCGAGAUGGUGGAGGGAAAUGAGGGACGAAUGUGCAUCAACAUGGAGUGGGGGGCCUUCGGGGACAAUGGGUGCCUAGAUGAUAUCAGAACAAACUAUGACAGACUGGUGGAUGAGUAUUCCCUGAACCCUGGGAAACAAAGGUUUGAGAAGAUGAUCAGUGGUAUGUACCUGGGUGAAAUUGUCCGCAACAUCUUGAUCGACUUCACCAAAAAGGGAUUCCUCUUCCGUGGGCAGAUCUCUGAGACACUGAAGACUCGGGGCAUCUUUCAGACCAAGUAUCUCUCUCAGAUCGAGAGUGACCGAUUAGCGCUGCUCCAGGUCCGGGCCAUCCUCCAGCAGCUGGGCCUGAACAGCACCUGUGACGACAGUAUCCUUGUCAAGAUGGUGUGCGGGGUGGUGUCCAGGAGGGCGGCACAGAUGUGUGGUGCCGGUGUGGCUGCUGUGGUGGAUAAGAUCCGCGAGAACAGGGGGCUGGACCAUCUCAGCGUGACUGUGGGGGUGGAUGGAACACUCUACAAGCUACAUCCGCACUUCUCCAGAAUCAUGUGCCAAACCGUGAAGGAACUGUCCCCAAAGUGUAAAGUGUCCUUCCUCCUGUCAGAAGAUGGCAGUGGCAAGGGGGCUGCCCUCAUCACGGCGGUGGGCGUGCGGCUCCGAGAAGAACCGAGCAGCUAAGAGUCCUGGACCCCAGCCUGCUGCCCUUCCAGAACUUCUUUCUUCAAGUGGCACCCCUGUUCUCCCCAGCGCAUUGUGCUGGGAGACGCUGGAGCCAGAGCCCCUCACUGCUGCGGGGGAGGGGGAAACAAGCCACCUAAUGGCACAUAGCAUAGGGUACAAAAUAGAGUGUGCGCUGUUGAUAAUAUCUCUCACCUCCGGAUCGCCCUCAUCUGCCCUGCCUCUCUGCAUGAUUUAAUUUCAGCCUGGUUGUACAUUCCCCAUGUGUGAAGUUUAGUGGUGUUCAUUUCUAAUUUAUGCAUUUGUCCAGCAGUUAUUUAUUGGCCCGAGAUGAAAAGUCAUACCAUCUGAAGGCCUUAGAGGCCUCUGCAGCCCGUCCUUGGGGACAUCCUCCGUGUGAAAUGUAUUAUCACCAGCAGACACUGCCAGGGCUCCUCCUGGGGGUGCUGUAGCUGCUUCCCCGUCCCAGCACCCACUGCUCUCUGGCGUCCCGAGGAUCCAGCGGGAUACGUCAGUGCCACUGAAUUGUGCAUCUGUGGAACUGAUCAUAGCUGCACUGUACCAGUUUUGCAUCCUGUCUGUCCUGGGGUGAGGGUGGGGAAAGGGUGGGCAGUCCUGCGGGUAAGUGUCUCGUCUCUGGGUAAAAGGAACCCACCAACAAACAGCCUUCACUGCAAUGUCCCAUCGCUUUUGUGAACCAUGUUGUACGACCUAGUAAACUUUGUAUCAGUUCAAA